CUCAUUAAAGCCGCCAUUUUGCUUUGUAGCCGCACGCGUUUUUCAUACAAGUUCGUCAUUGGAGUGCCUUUGACUAUCUGAAUGACGGCUGUCUCACAUGUACUGCAAAAUUGAUGUGGUUAAGUCGAUAUUAAUCCUUGGAGUUAAAACCAAUCUCUAAGCAUCAGAAAUACCUCACAAGGUAUUUGCUCUAAUUCAAAAUGUCUUAUCCUCCAAGACAGCCCAUGGGCAUGCCAUCCAUGCCACCUGGCAUGAUGCCACCAGGAUAUGGAUAUGGCAUGGGCAUGAUGCCUAUGAAUAUGGGAAUGAUGGGGAUGAUGCGUCCUGGCAUGCCCAUGCCUCCCAACCCUGCAGCCAACCAAAACAACACGAUGAAACAGAAUCAGAAAAAACUUGUGCCUCAGGAGAUACCAAAUAGUACUGGUCAAGAAGAGAAGCCACCGGUGACUACAGUAUUUGUUGGUAAUAUCAGUGAGAGAGCUCCAGAUGCCAUGGUCAGACAGAUGCUCUCUAGGUGUGGCAAUGUUAUAAGCUGGAAGAGAGUUCAAGGCGCCUCAGGGAAAUUACAAGCGUUUGGGUUUUGUGAAUAUGAAUAUCCAGAAGCCACUUUACGGUGUAUAAGACUACUGAAUGAAUGGGCAAUAUGCGGCAAAAAAUUAGUGGUGAAAGUAGAUGCUAAAACCAAAACAUUACUGGAAGAAUAUAAAGAGAAGAAAAAGAAUUCCAGCAAAGAGGAGAAGGAGGAGGGAGAAACGACAGACGAUGUGGAUGAAUUUUCUCAGAGAGAAGACAGAGUUGCCAAGGCAGGCCUGGAUGCCAUCAUGAGGGAGUACGCCAGGGAGUUGAACAAGGAACCAGAGCCCUCAGUUAAACCAGAAGAGAAAAAAGAAGACAUAAAAAAGAAAGACCUUAAAGAGAAGGAUAAGAAAAAAGCUGAUCAGGGGCUUGAAGAUCUAGAAAUGGAAGAUGAUAAGAAAGAUCUCAUCAACAAAGAAAUAAACAAAUUCCGCGACUUACACAAGGAUGAAGAAGACAAGUCUUCCACAAAGGAUGAAGGAGAUUAUGAUCGUGAAAGACGGCGGCGAGAGAGGGAAAGAGAACGAGAGCGGGCCAGAGAGAGGGACAAGAAGAGACGAGAGAGGGAGAUGGAAGAAAGGGAGCGUGAAAGAGAAAAAGAGAGAACAAUGUCCAGAAGAAGAUCUAGGUCACGUUCCAACUCCAGAUCAAGGGCAAGGUCAUAUGAAAGGUCUUACGAGAGGUCAAGGUCAAGAGAGCGUGGUGGUGGAGAUGAAGAAGUGGAGGACGAAGAGGAAGUUUAUGAAAGAAGAAAAUUAGAAAGGAAACUAAGAGAAAAGGAAAUGGCAUACCAAGAGAGGUUAAAAAAUUGGGAAGCCAGAGAGAGGAAAAAGGCCAGAGAAUAUGAGAAGGAAAAAGAAAAAGAGGAAGAAAGAAAAAUAGAAGAGGUGAAAGAAGCAAGAAGACUUAAAGAAUUUCUAGAAGAUUAUGAUGAUGAGCGAGAUGAUCCCAAAUAUUACAGAGGCAGUGCCUUACAGAGGAGGUUAAAAGAGAGGGAGAAGGAGAUGGAAGCCGAUGCCAGGGACAGGCAGCGAGAGAAAGAGGAGUUAGAAGAAAUAAGGAAAAAACUUUUAGAAGAAGGCCAUCCCAACCCUGAGGAAGAGUUAGCAAAGUUGGAGAGGGAGAGUGUAGAGCACCUGCGUCCUCCCCCCGCCCCUGUAGCCCCAGUCAAAGUGGAGCCAGAACCAGAGCCUGAACCAGAGCCAGUCAAAUAUGUUCAGCCCCCCAAACUGCCUCCCACCUUCAAACCUGUGGAAAUUGCCACCUCUGCAGCCUCAAGUCAGAGCAGUCCUGCAUACUCAGAUGGAUAUUCUAAUACUGGUCUUCCCGAGAGUGCCCAUGAAGACAGCCCGUCUGUUCCCUUCAUAGGGCCAGCCCCUAAGGAAGAGAGCAGCAGGAUUGGGUUUACUGGGCUCAAACUAGGUGCAGAUAGCUCCCCAGAUAGUGUCCAGGCCAAGAGGAAAAAAUUGACUGUAGGAGAUGUCUUCAACCAAGAGGACGAUGAAGACUCUAUGGGUGGAGCUAAGAGGAGAAAAUUAGUUCCAUUGGAUUACUCCGAGGAUGAAAAGGCAGCAGUAGGAGGAGACAAGCCAGCUACUAUAGAAGAAAAGAGGAAAAAUAUCAAAAAUUUGAUAGACAGGAUUCCCACAGGGAAGGAGGAGCUGUUUGCCUUCACACUAGAUUGGAAUAUGGUGGAUAAGGUCCUGAUGGAGAAACGCAUCAAACCAUGGGUGAAUAAAAAGAUCAUAGAAUAUAUUGGAGAGGAAGAGCCAACCCUGACAGAGUUCAUUUGCCAAAAGGUCAUGUCACAUAGUCAACCCAGCAGUAUACUAGGAGAUGUUGCUAUGGUUCUUGAUGAAGAGGCUGAAGUAUUUGUGGUAAAGAUGUGGAGACUCCUAAUCUAUGAGACUGAGGCUAAGAAAGCAGGACUUGUAAAAUGACCAGGAAGAAAAAGAACAUUCAGUCAUUUAAUCAGAUCUAAAAAAAUAUACAGAUCAUCUUUAACUACAGGCAUUGCUCCAUUGGGAAUGAAUUUUAAAAUGGAAUGAAUAAGAAUAUCUAGGAAUGAAAUCAAAUGUAAAGACGUGCUGAAAAUUCCCUGUACUUUCUGGUGGUCCUUUCGUUUCAUCACAGUGGGAAGUACGCCUUCAAACAGAGGUUAUUUGCCAGUUGAAAGUCUGUGACCAAAGAAUGACUCUAAUGUCUAUGACAGUGACUACAAACAGAAGGGACAAAGAUUUUGCAAACUAAUUAGUUUGCUAAACAAAAAAUCAAUUUCAUAACACUGUUGUCCAGAUCUUACUGAAGUCAAUAUGCUGUUUGAGUCACUUUUGAAAUUCCCUACUUUCAAAGCACAGUGUGCUAUUGAUGAUUAUUUUCGUUAUUUAGAGGAUUGUUGUACUUGGAUUUAUUUGUUCAAUUCUCAUUUUCAGACCUCGUUUUCACAUGUAAAUUCUCUUUUGUGAAUUCAGAAUGUUCUUUUGUUCAGUGGAGAGUUGAGCUGAAAGCUAAACAUGUUCACUGGCACAAAAUUGGUUAUGAGAAAACAUCACUUAGUAAUUUUAAAGGCUAUCUCAUUCAGAACAACUGAAUUCAUUUUGAAAAUAAUUGGACAAGCAAAAUGGCAAAAACAUGACAAAAUGGACUCUGUGAAUGAAACUGAGUCUUUAUUUUAAUCAUUCCACUCGGAGAGUUUCGUUAACCUGGGUGCCUGUGAUAACAAGCUUGCAGUUUGACUACAAAAAGUGGUUAUUUGAAAUCUAGCUGUAACCCAAGCAUAGAGUUUGGCUAUGAAAUAGCCAUCUCUUCUGAUGCAGUGUACAAUACCAAACAGAAUAAAAAAGGUUUAUUUUACAUGAAA
This is a messenger RNA of Lingula anatina, 3436 nucleotides long. RefSeq names its product RNA-binding protein 25. The record is from RefSeq and is a predicted model, not a curated record. Lineage: Eukaryota; Metazoa; Brachiopoda; Lingulata; Lingulida; Lingulidae. Gene Ontology annotation, cellular component: spliceosomal complex. Gene Ontology annotation, molecular function: mRNA binding. Gene Ontology annotation, biological process: regulation of alternative mRNA splicing, via spliceosome.